AUGGCGAUUGCGCGUCGGUUCCCCCCCCUGUCGCUGCUAUUGUUGCUGCUACCGCUGCUGCUUUUUUUCUUGUUCCAGCUCUCCCUUGCCUUUGUUCCCCCGAAAGUAAACUACAAGUCGCUGACCUCUGGCUCACGUAACUAUCAUAGCCACACACAGAGAAAAAAGGGAAUAAUACAAAGGAGUCCCCUGAUUAUCCGCGCGUCCCCCAAUUUUUUAAGCAGCAUAAUUACCCCCCUGUCGAAUGAAAACGUUAAAAAGUACUUCGUCUUCCGAUACCUAUCUCGCAUAUGCGUAUCGUUAAGUAGCGCCUUCUCCCUAAACGCAAAAAUACACAUGUAUAGGCAGAACAGUGACAACUUGCUGCAGACUCAAGUGGUAAUAUACAAUGAGAUUCUCGUCAAGGUUCUGAGAGUUUGCUGGCUCUACAAGCUAAGAUCUUUUGUUGAUAGCAAUAUAAAAUUGUGUAGAAUUCUGUCCACUGUCUUUUAUGUUAUUGGCAUUUAUUUGGACUUAUUGUCUACUCUAGACUUUUUUAAGAAUUCCUUUUUUUUCCUUUCCACGUUUUAUGUCCUUUCGUCUACCCUUAAAAGUUUAAGCAUCAUGACUUAUUCAUCCAUCCGGUCUGCCACUUACCUUCGUCUGUGUGAAAUGUUGAACAAUCCAAACGAGAGUGUCCCCUCGGUACGUGAUAAUAUCAAUCGAGAGAGCAGGGUGGAACCCACAAAUGAUCACUUAGUUACGGAGGAGGGGAGUCAGAUUCGUACAGACGGAGUAAAGUCCAAGGGGGACAACGAGGCAAAUCCCUUGGGAGAAGAUACACACGUGCCUCUUCUCGCCGCAGAGCAGGGAGACAUCCCUCGGGUGAGUUCUUCAAAUGGGACCCCCAACAGUGAACGCGGCAACUACUGCAGCAGUUGCGCUACUAACUCCGUCAACAGUGUGAAGAAGACGUAUUUCAUUGGCGAGGUGAGCGUCCUCAUGGAUUUGCUGGCUUCCCUCGUGGACCUCCUCACCGUUGUGCUUCUCGCACGGACGACCAAGUACAUAAAGAAGAAAAUUUCUUUUUACUUCCUCCUGUCCUCUCUGCAUUUGUUUUUCUGCUACAAGGAGUUGCAGUGCUUGUUGAAGUAG
This is a messenger RNA of Plasmodium inui San Antonio 1, 1134 nucleotides long. RefSeq lists its product as hypothetical. The transcript is spliced from 2 exons. The record is from RefSeq and is a predicted model, not a curated record. The coding region runs from base 1 to 1134 and encodes 377 amino acids. Lineage: Eukaryota; Apicomplexa; Aconoidasida; Haemosporida; Plasmodiidae.